Molecule: messenger RNA, 2324 nt
Organism: Camelina sativa (false flax)
Lineage: Eukaryota; Viridiplantae; Streptophyta; Magnoliopsida; Brassicales; Brassicaceae
Source: RefSeq, a predicted model, not a curated record
UUGGUAAUGAACUAGUAAACGAUGUGAAAAGAACCAAAAUCGUCGUUCCCAAUUCCUUUGAAGAACAUCAUCUGCUACUGCUAUGGAUGAUGAUGAUGAUGAUGGUUCAGUGUUCUUCAGGAAUGAUUGUGCUUCGAUACUUUCACAGAUUAAGGAUCAAGAUGAGCAGAUUCGUCUCAAAAGAAGGUGGCUGUUGGGUUGUGAUAUUUCUGAAUCCAAGGACCAUACUCCGGGAAAGACUGAUUUCGUCCCUGAAUCUUUGCUCAGGGGAGAUGAUAUAUUCUACGAGACCAUUAAGUCGCGAGUAGAGGAAGCAUUUGGAAUUUGCAAGAGUGAACAAGUAUGCAAUGAUGUUCAACAAAAGGAGUUAAAGUUCAGCAGUCUCGAAGUUGCCAGAAAGCUUGAUUUUAUGACGAAUAAAGGUCUUUAUCUUAUCGCAAAGAUAGUCACAGGAGGUUCUACUGUUUUUGACAAGACUCGAUGGAAAAUGAAAGAGAUUAUCAAAGAUUCGAUCAGUAGAGAUUUCGGAAAGGGAAAAGACGAGACUGGUAAAGAAGACAUUGUUAAUCAGCUGCAUCAAGUUCUUAGUGAUCCCGCAAAUUUCCGGGUAGAUUGCAAGAUGAAUUUGGCGAGAACAUCUAUCUUGCAGUCCCAUCUUGAUGCUGCAAUGAAGGUACUUAAUGAGCUAGAUAGUUUGUCAACGCAGACCCUCCGUGCCAUGAAAAGGAAACUUAAAGGUUCAAGAAUGAUACCUCAACUGAAAACCAGUAGAUUUGGUCAGAGUCGAAGUGAUCUGAUAAGCCAGGUGAAGCAAAUUAUCGAGAAGAUGCUCUCAGAACUUUCUGCAAGGGAGAAACUGCAGGAGCGAUUGGCUAAAGCGUUGUCAUUAGUAGAUUUAUCACUUAAGCUAAGUCCUGGCUACAAAACUACUGCUGCCACAGAUUUUUUUCGGUUCUCACCAGAAACAAAGAACCUGCAGAACGAGAUAGUGAAGGCAGUCUGGUUACUCCGUAAGGUCAGGUUUCCUGAGCUGAAAAGAUUGCAUCUUUGUUUAGACCCAGAAGCUGAAGUAUCUAAUGACAGCUUAAGAUCAGCGGUCAGAAAAAUGUUGAUUGAGUAUCUGUUUGAGUGCAGUGAUAUGGACACUAUUCCAAAGUCUUUGAUGGAAGCUCUUUCAGUGGUCAACAGGAGGACACGGAAUGUAGAGCACAAGGUUUUUCCAAGGGAAGCAAUUGAGGAAGAGACAGAGUGUGUAUUAAAUGUGAGUGCUCAAGUGAAACAAAUAUUUUGCCAAUGUAUUCCAAAUUAUGAGCUUGAUGAGGACUUUGAUGAUGCUUAUAUGGAGGAGUUAGAAGACAGUGAUGAUGAUGAUGAUGAUGAUGAUGUUGAGAGUUGUAGUUUAUUUGAUAACGAGAGUAGAUGCCGAAACAUAAAGCUUGAAGUCAAAGGCACUCAAGACGAUGCAAUGGGGUCCUCUGAUUCGGAUCAUGAAGAAAGUGGUGCAGAAUGCUUGGUUUUGGACCCGACUGAUUCUACACACGCAACCAACCAGCAUUGUUACAGCUCUUCUGUCAAUAGGAUUGUUAUAAGAGACCUGACAGAGAGUAUUACUAGAGAUCAUCCUAGGUCUCUUUAUGUCACUCCCACAUCCAAUAAAUCAACACGUAUGAGUGAUAAACAUGACAUAGGUACGAGCAAUAUCCGAGUUAAGGUUGAGAGGGAUAUUGAGAUGGAAGGAGAUAACCAGUUCAGCUCUCGGUCUUUGUUUUCUGUUGAAAAUAUAAAGUCUGAUGAUCAUGGUGAGCAGAAGCCACGCAGAAGAAACAAAAACCAGUACCUAGCAGUCCAAGAUAUAUCUGAUGAGACAAGCUUGGUUGCACAUAACCUGAUCGGCUGCUUACUAGAGAAAUUUGCAUACCGUCAAGGUCUAGACUUAGAAGCGGAUGAACGUUCAUAUCUUGGAGGCGAGUCGAGGCUUCAAGAAGAUAUAGAAGUGAGUGAAGAAAAGAAAGCUUCAUCGCAAGAGAAGUCAGAUGAGUCGAUCAUUGUUUCUGUUGUCAAAGAGCUAAUGCCAUCCCUUGAAGAGAGUGUCUUCAUGAAAUUAAAAGAGUUGAUGAAUAUGAGCUAGCAUCAGUCUUUCCAACCAAAGUGAAGUAGCAAUGGAAUGGAAAGAGAAACAACAGAGCAUAUUGAGAUGAACACAACAAAGAACACGAUUUUGCAUCGCAUUGUAUGGAUUUGUACUUGACUCUGAAACCCCUGGCUAAUGUAAGAACUUAUGCUAUUCUCCUUUUUCUUUCAUAUGAAAGAUGAUAUUUGCCCUA